UUCUCCCACCACUUUGGGUGUCCUGGAAUGUUUGGUGUCAGAUGUCCCCUGUGAAAACCCACAAACCCUGAGAUCUUGAGAUGAGCUGCAGCCUCUUUGGCCUGCCUGUUUUAUUUACUUGGUGUACUCCCUCAGCGUCUCGUUACUAUCUCCUACUGCACUCAUAACUCGGUAUUUGUCUUUAACACUGUCCUCUUUCCCUAUUCGUGGCUCUCCUCCAGGCUGGAAGCCGCUGGAGGGAAGGAGUAAUGGUCUCUAGCGCUGGCACCAGGCACGUGGUAGAAAAUCCACAAAUAUUUGUUGAAGGCGAAGGGAAAAGGCCUUGAGCGUCUGUGGCUCCGACUGGCUGAGGAUGCAGCUUUGGACUGGAGAGAAGAAUCUGGCUGCCCAGGGGAAGCAGGAAAAGAUCUCACAAUAGAUCAAGGCCCUGGACUCCUGUGGAACAACCUUGUGCUGAGAAGAGAAGCGGAAAGGCAGAGAGGGAGACUCAUGUUCCCUGUUCAUCCUGCAGCGCCACCGCCCCCAACUCAGGUCUCUGGACGGAGGCGUCCCCCUCAGCACACUGUAUGGCCUUGGAUAGUUGGAAUGUUUGGAAUUCUCUAUACCCGGGAUGAAAGUCUUCCAACAGGAAGAAAAUGACUUCUACAAGAAUUAUGUCAGAACUUCAGGGAGCACUACCCAAUCUACCAUGCUCAUUUGAAAUGCACAGUGUUCCGCCAAAUCCGGUUGAGUGACCAGCACAGGGUCAGACACACACACUAAAUGCUAGAGGCUAAUUCCCUUUCUUCUCUCCCCUGGCAGGAAGUGGUGAAAUGUGACCAACUAGAAAUACUGUGCUAGCAUGAAUGAGACAGGGCGAGCGGCUGGGAGUAAUUCGGAAUCUCUCAGACAUAUCAACACGGUGAAAUUUUUAAAAAACAGUGUGUGGGCCAAUCAAAUGAGCUUGUGAUCACUGUGUGCUGUGUGGGGCCACCUGCCCUGGAGAUGCCCGUGGAAUGAUGAACUUCAGACCUUCAGAAAGAACAAAGGUUGCCAAGGGAGCACUCGCUGAGCCCUCAGAGAAGUGGAAAUCAAAUGACAAGAUACGGAAAGGUCCUCAAAGUGCUGUGCAUCAGUACGUCUGUGGAACUCAGAGAGCUACAAGAGGGCGGUCCUCCGGCCGUGACUGGUAAGUGACCCAGGAGGGGCAGAGGAGAACGGAGCUAUGGCUGUGGCAGUGAACUCCAUCAGCUGUCACUGGAAAGCCUUUUAAUCCGGAUAUGUAUCCUUGUAUUUACGUUCUGGAGAAAAGAAGCCGAUCUCUUUGACAUCAAGUGGUUUGUAUCUGAAUCACCUAAGUGAUUUGAAGUCUUGGCUUAAGGAAACCAGACACCAUGCGGUGUCCCGUCAGGCGCUGCUUCAUAACGUCUGUGGGCAUCGGAUUCCUGUGGCUCUUCAUCACUUUGAAAGUCCCCGAGGAAAUUGAAGAUGAUCAAAACGUGAUGGCUAUCAAAGGCCAGGAGGACAAUUAUGACAAAAGGAAAGACCCGAGACCAUUAGAAGACUGGCAGAAUCUUACCUUCGAAUAUUUUAAAACAAUUCAGCAGAGAAGAAAAACAUGGCUGACAGUGGGCAUCUCCUCAGUGCCACAACCAGAUCAAAGAAGCCUCUUGUACACAUUGGUCUCUCUGUUCCGUGCUUCCUCUAAGAUUGAGCAGAAACGUCUCACGGUGCUGGUCCACCUGGCACAUUCUGACCUCGUCAGGCUCAGAGAAACCGUUCUCCAUAUUUCAACCCUCUUCAGCCCACAGAUCUUGGCAGGGCAGCUGCUACUGAUCCAUGCUCCGCCUGAUGCCUACCCCUCCAUGGAUGACAUGAGGAAGGAGGCCCAUCAUGGGGAAUUCUACUCUAAGCAGAAUAUAGAUCACGCCUUCCUCAUGAGCUUUGCCACAAGGCUCUCUGAAUACUUCCUGUUACUGGAGGACAAUGUCUUUUCUGCCCCCAACUUUAUCACCCACAUUCAUUGGAAGGUGAACACCAUGAGGUCCAACCCAUGGGUGCUACUGGAGUUCUCUAAUAUGGGCAUCCUUGGCAAACUCUUCCACAGCAAGGACCUCCCACUCCUGGCCCAUUUCUUACUCCUUUUCUACAAGGAGAAGCCCCUUGACAGGCUGAUCCCCCACUUCCGUACCCUCCUAGCUCAGAAAAACCCAAUCAUCUGCAGACCUUUCCUUUUCUACCACAGGUUCUCCUACCACAUCUCUAACGACACCCAGAAGGCCACACCAGUUCAGAAAAAGAACCCCUAUGUUCCUGACAACCCACCUGGAGCCAUUUUCACGGAUAUGAAGGUUUUUGAUGUUCAUUUCCCCUGGGAAGCCUACACCCUGGACGAGUCAUUCUUCUGGACCCACAAUGUUAGUGCAGGGAACCACCUGACAGUCAUUUUGAACCAUCCGGCGAACUUGAGCAAAGUGCAAGUACUGACAGGCACCAUCGUGGAUGGAAAGUACGCCCUGAAGAAGGGGCAAGUGGAGCUGGGCUACGACCCCGAGGGAAUGCCUCAAUACUGUACCAGCUUCACCUUGCUGGGCCAUCUCUUCGAAGGGCAGAUAAAUCAGGAGAUAUUUCUGAAAAGGAUGGGGCACAAUGUGAGCUGUGUAAGGCUGGUGGUGAAGGCUGAUCAGGUUGGCGGUCUUAUAAUCAGGCACAUUUACCUCUGGGAGCAAAAUGCCAAAGAUAUGGAAGCAGCUCGGAGUUGGAGAGUGACCUCUACGAGCCAAGGAGCAUUCUAUGUCGGGCCCUGGGCACCAGGGAGAUUUUUAGAAAAAUACCAGAGCGUGGAUCCAAGAGCAGUUAGACAGAAGCUCCAGGGUAGAGCCCUGCCAUUGGUUUGUGAAAGCUCCCCAGGGGAUUCCAACAUGCGGACCGGGCUGGGGACCACCGCCCGCCAAUGGUCCCCUAACAGUGUGGUCUUGAAGCGGCAUCACCUGGGAACUUCUUAG
Molecule: messenger RNA, 2984 nt
Organism: Zalophus californianus (California sea lion)
Lineage: Eukaryota; Metazoa; Chordata; Mammalia; Carnivora; Otariidae
Product: alpha-1,3-mannosyl-glycoprotein 4-beta-N-acetylglucosaminyltransferase-like protein MGAT4E
Exons: 10
Coding region: 1374-2984 (536 amino acids)
Biological process (GO): protein N-linked glycosylation
Molecular function (GO): acetylglucosaminyltransferase activity
Source: RefSeq, a predicted model, not a curated record